Molecule: messenger RNA, 2644 nt
Organism: Syzygium oleosum
Lineage: Eukaryota; Viridiplantae; Streptophyta; Magnoliopsida; Myrtales; Myrtaceae
Exons: 3
Coding region: 1108-2037 (309 amino acids)
Biological process (GO): tRNA methylation
Cellular component (GO): tRNA (m1A) methyltransferase complex; nucleus
Source: RefSeq, a predicted model, not a curated record
GUGUACGAUGCGAAAGUGUUAGUUUAUUGGACUGAAGUCGAGUAGAGUUGCUUUGCGAGUCGGGACAUUGUAAACUAAUUCUGACCUUAGGGAGUUAUUGAUGUUGGUGUCCCUAAGUGAGGAUCAUAUACACAUUGACAGUAGAACGUGCCGAGAAGAUCAUGUAUGUCGUGUGUGCCGACAGAAUGAUCAAAGCGAAUCAGUUGAUGUCUGAACUAAUUCGUAAGUUUAUCCAGGUUGAAAACAGUGACCCCAAUCCAAGUCAACUUUGCACUGAAUAAACUGAAUUUUGGAAUCUAGGAGGCAAGUUUGAAGAGGAUAUCUAUCGGUAGGAAAUCAAAACACCAUUCGACAGAAGCUCGCGAACAAAAUGUGCCAGCUCCACUCACCUGUCCACAAAACUAGUUGCAUCGACAUUAUAUGUUCGUAGGUGUAGCUAAGAUAUAUAGAGGCAAGCAGCUGGAGAAAAUGCAAGGAGCAUAAAAUCUUUGUUAGAGUCCUGUGAAAGGAAGUUUUUUGUUUUUUGACGGAUCUGGUAGUUGUCUUGUUCAACAGAAAACUGGGCCUUGAAUGGACAAAAAUUGAAAAUCUCAUGAAACUUCAAUUUCCCUUUUUUUAUUGGAAAUAUCUGAACCUAAUUCGGAUAAAGCAGCUGCCGCCGCUGCCCUCCGUAUCUGCCAUCUCUGGGUGCAUCUCUCUGUCUCUGUUUUCUCUCUGUCUCUAUCCAUCUCCAUCUUUGGUCUCUUACUCCCUCUUGUCUCACAGCUCCAACUGUUGCUGGAUGGUUGAGCUCCUUGCCACAACAAAGCUCGAUGCUGUUCAAGUUUCGUCUGGUCUCCCUCGACGAGCUGUAUCUCAUCGACAGCAGUGAAUUCAGUGGCUUUCACCCACUCGAUGGCCUCAAAGGCGUCGAGCUCCAUGCCAUCAAGGGAGCUUGACGCUGGGGGAGCUUCUCGCUGUCACAAUCACAAGAACAAGUGAUUUCCUCAGAUAUGUGCUAUGUGCUAUUGGCAUUAUGCGGAUUAGCUAAUCCUUGUACUUCGUGCUCUUUCAGGUAAUUAUUCGUGUUGAUUUGCAAUAAGCAAAUCGAGAUCUUCAAAAAGAAUAAUGUUGGCUCUUGACACCUCGAAGAAACUAUCCUUCAAUAAGCUCAUUGCCGAUGGAGAUUUGGUGAUUGUGUACGAGAGACACGAUACAAUGAAGGCUGUUAACGUGUGCGAGGGGUCAGUUUUCCAGAACCGUUUCGGCGUGUUCAAACAUUCCGAUUGGAUAGGGUUACCCUUUGGGUCCAAGGUGUAUAGCAACAGGAGCAGAUAUGUCUACUUGCUGGCUCCUUCUCCGGAGUUGUGGACUCUGGUAUUAAGCCACAGGACUCAAAUACUUUACAUCACGGACAUAAGCUUCGUGAUCAUGUACUUGGAAAUAGUUCCUGGUUGUCUGGUUCUCGAAUCGGGAACAGGAAGCGGGUCGUUAACCACAUCGCUGACAAGGGCUGUGGCUCCUACAGGUCAUGUGUAUACAUUUGAUUUUCAUGAACAAAGAGCUGCAUCUGCUAGGGAGGACUUCGAGAGAACAGGAGUGAGCAGCAUGGUCACGGUUGGGGUUAGGGACAUCCAGGGCAAGGGAUUUCCUGAUGAACUCUGUGGCAUGGCCGAUGCUGUGUUCUUGGACCUCCCGCGACCUUGGUUGGUCAUAGUGUCUGCUGCGAAAAUGCUCAAACCAGAUGCCACUUUAUGCUCUUUCUCACCUUGCAUUGAACAAGUGCAGCGCUCAUGUGAAGCACUCAGAAUGAACUUUACUGACAUACGGACCUUUGAGGUGCUUCUUCGCACAUUCGAAGUUCGGGAGGCUAAGAUCAAUAGUAUGCGAGGUAAGGGAGGCAGCCCUCGUCGGCAGCCUCCAUGCAAGAGAAGGCAGACUAGUGAAGGAAGCGACAAGCAGGAGAGCAUGAGUUCAGUUGUCAUGGCAAGGCCGUCUGCUGAAGCCAGAGGCCAUACCGGGUAUUUGACAUUUGCCAGACUCAAAUGCUCCACAUAAAAGCUGUAGCAAGCCUGAGAUACUAUGAAGAGUUAUGCGUGCAUAUUCAAAUCUCUACGGGAAUUCCCUCUUCGGAAUAUUUGUGGUUGGUUGGUGGCUCUGUCUGUUCUUGACUCAGGCAACCUAGAAUUGCCGCCUCCCGAAUUGAUAGGAGUUGCGAUAUUUGCUCACAGAGAGCUUGUUCGAAGGUGCUCUAUGAAGAAGCUCCAGAGUUGCAUCUCAAAUCAGGGAACUUUAGGCCCGAAGAGUCUUCUCCUUUCUGCCAAUCCUCAUCUCUGAUAUACUUUCAUUUCGCAUUCUUUUGUGCAAUAUCUGAGGUUUACCGGAGUUGAGGUUGGGGCCAUUGCUCACGAGGACCGCAAGAACGUCUCAGCUGAUGAUAAGGAACGCGAUUCUUUAAAGAUCUCUUUCAUCCUAGUUCUAAUAUGCCGAUGUUUGACUGUUCUUGCGAUAUGUUGCACGAUAUACUCCGCAAAACAGAGGACGUCUAUUGACACCCGGAAUCGUAAUGCCGAUGACUAGUUCGUCCUAGUUCUGAUAUCCUGAUGUUAACUGUAAUAGGGAUUUGUUGCGCGACAUAUAUAUUUUAUAUUCCUCUCUGGAUGGA